This is a messenger RNA of Achroia grisella, 485 nucleotides long. It is a transcript of the gene RpS15A, whose product is annotated as small ribosomal subunit protein uS8A. The coding region runs from base 70 to 459 and encodes 129 amino acids. The transcript is spliced from 3 exons. Lineage: Eukaryota; Metazoa; Arthropoda; Insecta; Lepidoptera; Pyralidae. Gene Ontology annotation, biological process: translation. Gene Ontology annotation, molecular function: structural constituent of ribosome. The record is from RefSeq and is a predicted model, not a curated record. Gene Ontology annotation, cellular component: ribosome; cytosolic small ribosomal subunit.
UGUUCCUAUCUUUUUCUUUUCCACCGUCUUGUCAUUUUCGCAUGUACAGGCGGGUUUUUAAUCCUAGCCAUGGUGCGUAUGAAUGUAUUAAGUGAUGCUUUAAAAUCAAUCCACAAUGCAGAGAAGCGCGGUAAAAGGCAAGUCCUUAUCCGGCCCUGCUCAAAAGUUAUUGUCAAGUUUUUGACUGUGAUGAUGAAGCACGGGUACAUCGGCGAGUUCGAGAUUGUAGAUGACCACAGAGCCGGCAAAAUAGUAGUAAAUCUCACGGGCAGAUUAAACAAAUGUGGCGUAAUUUCUCCUCGUUUUGAUGUACCGAUCAACGACAUUGAGAGGUGGACUAACCUCUUACCAUCCCGACAGUUUGGUUACCUUGUACUUACCACCAGCGGUGGUAUCAUGGACCAUGAAGAAGCAAGAAGGAAACAUCUUGGAGGGAAAAUCCUAGGUUUCUUUUUCUAAGUUUAUGUAAUACAUUUAAAAAUGUA